AUGGACCGGGGCGGCGGGGCCGGGGGGAGCCUCGAACUCGCCGGGGGCGGCGGCGGUGGCGGCGGCGGCGGCGGCGGCGGCGGUGGCGGCGGCAGCGCGGAUCUAUGUCUUCAGGAUCUCGUGAUCGGGCCGACGAGCGGCCUCUCGGUGCAGCAUCAUCAGCACGCGGUCGCGGCAACCGCCUCGAUGGCCAGCCUACACGGCGACCAUCUUCAGGGAGCGAUGCACCAUCAUGAUCUCCACGGCAACUCGCAUCACGACACGUCGAUGCUGCACAAUUCCAGCCACCAGCUGCACCACGAGCCGCUGGAGAAACUUAAACUCUGGGCGCAGAGUGACUUUGGAGAUGAAACCAAUGGGGGUCUCGCAAGGCUCGAUGCAGGCCAUGGCGCCCAUACCCCCGGUGGUAGCAAUCCUAGUACACCGGGGACGACUCCCUCGACACCCUCCGGUGGAUAUUCUACCGGUCAGCCGAGAAACCGUACGAACACUCAUAGGCCGGAUAUCCGAAAAGGUGUACGAUCACCACCAGAAGUGAAACACGAAUUGGGUGCUGGUGGCGGUGUCGUUUCUCCCGGAGGAGUGGUCGGAGUCAACGAUACCGAUGACAAGGACGGUAAGAAGAACAAACGACAAAGACGACAGAGAACGCAUUUUACGCAGCAUCAGCUACAGAAUUUGGAAAUGACAUUUAUGAGGAAUCGAUAUCCGGAUAUGUCAACUAGGGAGGAAAUAGCUUGCUGUACGAACCUUACGGAAGCUCGCGUCAGGGUUUGGUUCAAGAACCGGCGAGCGAAAUGGCGGAAGAAGGAGCGUAACGCGAUGAACGCCGCCGCGCAAGCCGCGGCGGAUUUCAAAUCUGGCUUCAGCACGGCCAGCUUGAACGGCUUCAUCGCCCAACCAUUCCCGGAUCCGGAUACUCUCUACAGUUCGUAUAGUACAUACAACAACUGGGCGGCCAAAGUACCAUCGCCGCUAAGUGGGAAGAGUUUUCCCUGGAUGAAUACUUUAGGCUCGGUAGUGCCUACGGCAUCGCACCAUCAUCAUCACGCGCAGGUCAGUCCGGUGAAUCCCUUCAACGCCGCAGCGACAUCGGUUGCGGGCAGCCACGUGGGCGGCAUGUCAGUGUCAGUUGGCCAAGCGGCCACGUCCAUGUUACCGGGCAUGGGUUCCGGUCUGGGCGUCGCGAGUUCGCCGGUUGCCGCAUCCGGGGCCGCGUGUCCUUAUGCAGCACCGGCUGCGCCGCAUCAUCCGUAUGGACCUCCGGUUUACACGCCGCAUCAUCGGUCGCCCGAGUCCUGCACCGUGAUGACAUCGAGCAGCAUCGCCUCGUUGCGUAUGAAAGCGAAACAGCACAGCAGCGGUUACGGUGGCGGCGGUGGCGGUUCUUUCGGUGCGGGUGGUACCACCGGUGGUACCACGGCCGGUAGCAUAAGUCCCGUCAGCUCGAGAGCGUCGUCGGUCGGCGGUGGCGGCGGUGGUGGCGGCAGUGGUAGUCUAAGCGCCUGUCAAUACGCGUUAACGACAGCUGGCGGAACGAAUCCUCAUUCUCCGGGUGGUCCCGAGGCGCACGCUAACGCCACCGCCAGGGCCCAAGUCUGAGGCGAAGCGGGGGCUACCC
Molecule: messenger RNA, 1621 nt
Organism: Formica exsecta
Lineage: Eukaryota; Metazoa; Arthropoda; Insecta; Hymenoptera; Formicidae
Gene: Ptx1
Product: pituitary homeobox homolog Ptx1
Exons: 5
Coding region: 1-1602 (533 amino acids)
Biological process (GO): anatomical structure morphogenesis; regulation of transcription by RNA polymerase II
Cellular component (GO): nucleus
Molecular function (GO): RNA polymerase II cis-regulatory region sequence-specific DNA binding; DNA-binding transcription factor activity, RNA polymerase II-specific
Source: RefSeq, a predicted model, not a curated record